AUGAGUAACUGUUUCUACUUCAAGAUGGACCCGAAGGGGUUCUAUGGAGUCCGGGUGCCUCCUGCUGAGGAAAGUGAGGACAGCUGCCUUAGCGACAGCGACACUGAUGAAUACAGCCCAAGCACGUAUUCCGCCCUUCCAACGGAGGAGUCCGACAGCGGAACAGUUCAGAAGAAUGCAAACAAGCAGCUGUACCUGUCGUGUCUCGAGCUUGAGCAGUUUUUGGGGAUAACAAUGUAUAUGUCGAUCUACAGCCUGCCAAGGUCCCGGAUGUACUGGAGCCAUUGUACAAGAGUGGAGAAAGUCGCACAGGUCAUGCCCCGUGACAUUUGGCAGAACAUAAAAAAUAACCUCCACCUGACUGACAAUGACCUCUUGCCUCAAAACGAUGGAAAAGACAAACUUUUCAAGAUCCGGCCGUUCAUUGACAUACUUCUGCCCAAGUUCCAAGGACUACCGAAAACCCAGAAGCUGGUAAUCGACGAACAAAUGUUCCCAUUCAAAGGCAGAUCAUCGCUGAAACAGUACAUCCCCAGCAAGCCCCAUAAGUGCGGCUACAAAAUUUUUGUCCUUUGUGAUAUCCAUGGGAUGACGUACUUGCUGUUUUUCGACAACUGGUUUACGUCCGUGAAGCUUCUUGUCGAGCUGCACCACCGAGGCAUUUCUGCUAUGGGCACUAUCCGUGCCAAUAGGAUUCUUGGUUGUAGACUGCCAAGCAACAGCGAGAUGAAGAAGAACGGGACAGGGAGUCACGAGGAAAGGCAGGCUACCUUUCAAGAUGUAGACGUCAGAGUUGUCAAGUGGUAUGACAGUCGCGGAGUCACAAUCGUGAGCACGUUUGGAAGCGCAGAGCCACUGGGAUAUUGCAAGCGUUGCGACCGCAAGCGAAAGGAGACAUGUGAUGUGCCGCAACCAGCUGCUGUGAAGACGUACAACUCAUUUAUGGGUGGUAUGGACCUGCUGGAUGGUCUGAUGGCAUACUACAGAAUUUUUCUAAAAUCGAAAAAAUUCUACCUCCGAUUUUUUUUCCACUUCGUGGACAUGGCUCUAGUCAGCAGCUGGCCGAUGUACCGGAGAAACUGCGACGCCCUGGCUGUUUCAAAGAAGGAGCAGCUAGACCUGCUAAUGUUCAAGGUAUGCCAACUUCGAAAAACCUCCGAAGACGUAUUCGCCGACCUGAAAUUUGUGAUGUCCAUGAGGAAUCCCCUCAUCGGCGCAUCGCAGAGUUGGGAUGACGUCACCUGGUUGAAGAGCAUCACCCAUUUACCCGUGGUUGCCAAAGGAAUCACCACAGGUGCCCACCUGGCUGUUGCCUUUACAUAA
Molecule: messenger RNA, 1323 nt
Organism: Ixodes scapularis (black-legged tick)
Lineage: Eukaryota; Metazoa; Arthropoda; Arachnida; Ixodida; Ixodidae
Product: piggyBac transposable element-derived protein 2-like
Exons: 4
Coding region: 1-1323 (440 amino acids)
Source: RefSeq, a predicted model, not a curated record